Messenger RNA from Gracilinanus agilis (Agile Gracile Mouse Opossum), 1187 nucleotides. Its product is annotated as zinc finger protein 420-like. The record is from RefSeq and is a predicted model, not a curated record. Gene Ontology annotation, biological process: regulation of transcription by RNA polymerase II. The transcript has 2 exons. Gene Ontology annotation, molecular function: RNA polymerase II transcription regulatory region sequence-specific DNA binding; DNA-binding transcription factor activity, RNA polymerase II-specific. Gene Ontology annotation, cellular component: nucleus. Lineage: Eukaryota; Metazoa; Chordata; Mammalia; Didelphimorphia; Didelphidae. The annotation marks the transcript as partial.
AGAAGCCAUAUGAGUGUAAUGAGUGUGGGAAAACCUUCCGUUUGAAUGCAUAUCUUACUCUACAUUAUAAAAUUCACACUAGAGAGAAACCUUAUGCCUGUAAUGACUGUGGGAAGGCCUUCCAGAAUAGCACAUAUCUUACCAGGCAUCAGAGAAUUCAUACUGGAGAGAAACCAUAUGUAUGUAAUGAAUGUGGGAAGGCCUUCACCCAGAAUGCAGGACUUUCCUUGCAUAAGAGAAUUCAUGCUGGAGAAAAACCAUAUGAAUGUAAAGAAUGUGGGAAGGCCUUUUGCCAGAGUUCCCAGCUUAUUCAACAUCAGAAAAUUCAUACUGGUGAGAAGCCAUAUUCAUGUAAUAUAUGUGGCAAAGCCUUCCACAGUAGCACAUACCUUACCCAACAUCAGAGAACUCAUACUGGAGAGAAACCUUAUGUAUGUAAUGAAUGUGGGAAAGCUUUCACCCAGAAUGCAGGACUUUCUUUGCAUAAGAAAAUGCAUGCAGGAGAAAAACCUUAUGAAUGUGAAGAAUGUGGGAAGGCCUUUUGCCAAAGCUCACAGCUCAUACAACAUCAGAGAAUCCAUACUGGUGAGAAACCUUAUGUAUGUAAUAUAUGUGGCAAAGCCUUCUAUAGCAGCACAUACCUUACUCAACAUCAGAGAAUUCAUACUGGAGAGAAACUUUAUGUAUGUAAUGAAUGUGGGAGAGCUUUCACCCAGAAUGCAGGACUUUCUUUGCAUAAGAAAAUACAUGCUGGGAAAAAACCUUAUGAAUGUGAUGAAUGUGGGAAGGCCUUCCGCCAGAGGACAGGUCUUACAGAACAUCAAACAAUUCACAGUGGUGAGAAGCCAUUCGAAUGUCACGAGUGUGGGAAGGCCUUCCGCCUGAGAACACAGUUCAUUCACCAUCAUAGAAUCCAUACUGGGGAGAAACCAUAUGAGUGUAACAUAUGUGGGAAAGCCUUUAGUCAAAGAACAGAACAAAAUCGGCAUUACAGAAUACAUACUGGAGAAAAACGCUAUGAAUGUAACGAAUGUGGAAGGGCCUUCAGAUUGAGCACACACCUUACUCGACAUAAGAGAAUCCAUACUGGUGAGAAACCCUAUGAGUGUAACAAGUGUGAAAUGGCCUUCCGGCUAAAAGCACAGCUUACUCACCAUCAGAGAAUUCAUACUGGAGAGAACUUUUAA